Molecule: messenger RNA, 2146 nt
Organism: Populus nigra (black poplar)
Lineage: Eukaryota; Viridiplantae; Streptophyta; Magnoliopsida; Malpighiales; Salicaceae
Exons: 2
Coding region: 160-1251 (363 amino acids)
Molecular function (GO): protein binding
Source: RefSeq, a predicted model, not a curated record
GCCCGAAUCCAUUUGGUGUGAAAGAUCUCUAGGCCUGAUUUCGUUUCCUGUCCUGUCCCAAAAAAAAAAAGACACCACCCCCAAGGCUCCCGCGACAAAUCUCCGGUAGCUUAACAACACCCAUUUCCCAUACCAUCCAUCCAUCACCAGGCAGCAGCAAUGGACUCCGACUCACCACAACCCGAACCCACACCAGUCCCACCCUCCACCGAUCCAUUAACCAACCAAUUCACCUCCCUCAACGACCUAGCCCACGAACUGACCUCUCUCCAAGACCUAGCCAACCGCGGCUCCUGGCUAUCAAUCCUCGACAAAGUCAAUCGAGCCCGAUCUCUCUCUCUGUUAAAUACCCCACACGAUCACCUCACUUACCUCGCUUACAUCGUUCUCUCUUUCACUAAACUACGCCGUUUCCAAGAAGCCCAGACAGAACUCGAUUCCCUCGAUGAUUUUAACAGUCACCAUUACCGCUACGAAACUUACCCUAAAAUUUACCCUAACCGGUCCGGUUCAAUGGUCCCUUUCUCUCUCCGGUGGCUGCAUGCGCUGCUCCCUAUUAAAUUAGGCAAUCGUCAAGAAGGUUUAGAUCGGUUUUAUUUGUUACUUGAUUUGGUACGUGAAAAACUGAAUCGCAACGGAAACGACGAGUCAGACAAAGUUUGGAGGAAGAGAGAGGUUUUUGUUGUUAAUCAUAUAAUUAAUCAGCAUUUGAGUAAUAAGGAGUUAAGUGUUUGUUUAGAUUUGAUUAAUGCUUUAAUCUCACGCGGGAAUUUAGAUCCUGCUUUGUUGUCGAAAUUAGGGUAUGUGCAGAUGCAAAUUGGGGAUUUGGAUGGGGCAAAUGUGUCAUUUGGUAAGGUAGAGAAAAUGGCUAGUGAGAGUGAAGAGAAUGAGUCUGGGUUAAGGAAUUUGGUUAGGAGGAAUAAAGCAUUGGUGUAUUUGGUGGCGAAGGAUUAUUUGUCGGCGGUGAGGGAAUAUGAUGAGUGUAUUGAGAGGGAUGGAAUGGAUGUUGUGGCGAUUAAUAAUAAGGCGAUCUGUUUGAUGUAUUUGAGGGAUUUGUCGGAUUCGAUUAAGGUUUUGGAGAAUUCUCUGGAAAGAGUGCCCACCGUUGCAUUGAAUGAGACGCUUGUUGUUAAUCUGUGUAGCAUGUAUGAGUUGGCUUAUGUUAAUCAUUCGGAUACUAAGCGGACACUUAGUAAUUGGAUUGCUCGAGUCGCUCCAGAUGAUUUUGAUUCUUCUUGUACCCGGGUUUGAGAGAUUGAACAUAAACCCAGCUUGAAUUGUCAUAUUGUGUAAACUUAGAACUUUGGCUUAUAAUCUAUUUGUAUGCCUGGCAUUUUACUCCACACAGUGGGAAACUCAGAGGACAAGCUGUCAAAGUGCUUCAAGCUUGCGAGGAAUGAAGUUGGAGCCAUGCUGGUGAGUCAUUUUUAGGCUAGUGUACUUGCUUAGAACAAAUAAAAAACUGAGAAUGAGGUUUGACACAUCAAUGGUUUUUUGAUGCUUUUCUAUGUGAGAUGCAACACCACUUUAAGAUUGUAUAAUCUUGAUCUUCCUCAUCCUGAUGUAUGAUUCACAAAGUAAUACACCUGUAAGGAGACAGUGAGAUUUGCAGAACCUUAGUACAUUAUAAGUCAACAAGAGAGCACCAAAAUUAUAUUUUGGUUGAAAAUCAUUAGUUUCAUUGAGGUGUUUGUAUUUUCUCUUUAGUUAGUGUCACUUCCCUGUGCAUCUUCUUUACAUUUUGGAAAAAAGAAAAGCAAGUACAACUGUUUGUGAUUGGAUAUUAACUUGCUUGCAAAGUAAGGAGUAUGGUGUGUUCUAAGUUACUUGGCUACGGUGGAGGUGGAGGUAGAAGUUUUGUUGGCAGGGGAACUAUCAAAGGCAGUAUAUCCCAGAUGAGCCCAGAAGAAAAUCCAGAAAGCCCCUAACAUAUUCUGUGAUGGAGGUGAACAUCUUUGCUAGAGUGAGGCUGUGCUUGUGUUUCCAAUAUAAACCUCAAAUAGUUUACAGUAGCAAUUCACUAAGUGUGGCUUCUAUAUUAGCUGUUUUGAAGAAGGAAGCAGGGUAUUAAUGAGUGUUAAUUUUGUAAGGAUACUCGUUGACUUGAUUGAAUAAUUGUGUGGGUAUCGACUUUGGAAUUUCUAUC